AAUUGGCAGCAGAUAUUCCAGUGAUGUCAACUGCAGCUGAAGAUGGUCCAAGCAUGAAUAUAUUCCGGCCAUCCCGACUGCAACAGAGAAGAUCUCAUGAAGAACCGAUUCUUGCCUCUAUGGAGUACCCAAGUGAUGAAGACAUCAGAGAGAGUGGUGGCGGUAUUUUGGAGUUCACACCUGCAAAAGCUGGGCUGGAUAUGACUCCAGCGAACUUUGACUUUGAAACAAAAGAUGAGAAAAAGCGAGCAACCGCUGGUCUUACAAGUCUUGCAGCUGGAGCUUUAUCAAGUGUUUCCAACACUUUGAUGAAUGUGGUGGCCAGUCGCUACGAUGGAAGUAAACGGAAUCAAGAGCUGGCUCCUCUUCUGCAAGAUCAAAAUGCAAGUCCUGAGGCUCAUGCCAAAGGGACUUCCAUCUCAUCAGUACCUAAAUCAGUAUCAAGCACGACAUUGCCUGUGUCCAGCCCCUCAACUUAUUCUCAGUAUGACGAACAUGGACAGUUAUUGGUGGCCAUGCCAAAUAUGCAAGGAGAGGUCACAUUCAUGACUUCAUCUCCUCUGGAGGUUGAACGCAGGCUAAAUGAGCUCUCCAAGCAGCUUACCCGCUUGGAGCAUAAAAUGAGCUCUGAUAUAGCACUAAUUCUCCAUGUGCUUCAGUCGCAAGGUCACAGUCAACUUACCUCUCCUUCCUCGCCACCUCCUCCUCCACCAAGAAUGGGGGAUACUGAAACAUUCCCAAGCCCUCCUACUAUGGAUUAUAGUAAUGUUUAUGAUUAUCCAUCACCUCCUCUCACUUUCCCUCCACCACCUGCAACAGAUACAAGUACAGUACCAUCUGGAUCUGAUGUCUCAUGGAUGACUCAGCCAGCAUACCCAGACAGUUCCUUAACUCCUCAUGCUGUGCCCCCUUCCUCUUCAAGUAGUCAUUCCAUCCCUUCCCAUUUGCCAGAUCCAAUGUCCCCUUCAACCUUUGCAUAUGCCCAGUCACAGUCUAGCCAAUCAGAGGGUUCCACAUCAUCUUGCAUGUCAACAGCCAGUCAAAUGUAUCCUUCAUACAGCAAGUAUCCCAGAGAUGGUCAGUUUACAUCUGGUACGGUUGAUCAGACAUCAACUGCCAGUAAUUCAAUGGUGCCUAUAUCAUCAGAAAGAGUGGAGUCAUCCCUCUCGGGCAGUCGUUUAACACUGCAAGACAGUCAGCUUCCACGUUUACCUAUAGACUCCUUUCAGACCGCAACUGUGGGUCCAGGAGCAACAGAAAGUGCAUUGACAUUAGAACAAAGGCAACAGACAAGUUCACAGGGUAGCCAGUCUGAUGAUUCUGAACUCUAUAAAGACACUGUAGUAUGA
Molecule: messenger RNA, 1349 nt
Organism: Candidula unifasciata
Lineage: Eukaryota; Metazoa; Mollusca; Gastropoda; Stylommatophora; Geomitridae
Source: the annotation of a GenBank genome assembly